Pteronotus mesoamericanus is the source of this 518-nucleotide messenger RNA. It is a transcript of the gene MIF, whose product is annotated as macrophage migration inhibitory factor. Gene Ontology annotation, molecular function: cytokine activity; phenylpyruvate tautomerase activity. The transcript is spliced from 3 exons. NCBI's taxonomy places the organism in Eukaryota, Metazoa, Chordata, Mammalia, Chiroptera, Mormoopidae. The record is from RefSeq and is a predicted model, not a curated record. The coding region runs from base 93 to 440 and encodes 115 amino acids.
GGCGGCAGUCACGUAGCUCAGGUUUCCUAGCUGCAGUUGCGCGCGCGUACUGGUUCCUGUGUCCUAGUCCUCGCCGCCGUCCGUCCGCUAUCAUGCCGAUGUUCGUGGUGAACACCAACGUGCCCAGCGCCUCGGUGCCGGAGGGGCUCCUCUCCGAGCUCACCCAGCAGUUGGCUCAGGCCACGGGCAAACCGGCCCAGUAUAUCGCGGUGCACGUGGUUCCGGACCAGCUCAUGGCUUUCGGUGGCUCAAGCGAGCCGUGCGCGCUCUGCAGCCUACACAGCAUCGGCAAGAUCAGCGGCGCGCAGAACCGCUCCUACAGCAAGCAGCUCUGCGCCCUGCUGGCCGAGCGCCUGCGGGUCAGCCCGGACCGGAUCUAUAUCAACUACUUUGAUAUGAACGCGGCCAACGUGGGUUGGAAUGGCUCCACCUUCGCCUGAGGGCCACGCCGCCCCGAUGGAGCGGGACCAGACCCCAGACCCCGCUGCCCGCAAUGUUUGCCUGCCUGGGUCCCGGCA